AUGGCUGUCAAAGGCGCGACUGUUGACAAGGACGUCAACGGCCCCAUGGUCCAGGCCCACCCCAGUGGCGAGAACCUCACCCUCACCGGCACCGUCGAGGAGGUCCUCAAGGAGCUCCGCACCGUCAACCCCGACUACGGCCAGGAGUUUGGAAUCACUGCUCUGACUUCCACCGAGGCCAUCGACGCUGCCAUCGAGUCUGCCGUCACCCAGGCCGACGAUACCUUCAAGGACACCCCUGUCAACUGCGCCGGCUACGACGAUGCCGAUCGCAAGCGCCACGCCCAGGGUGCCCACUACCUUCUCGACAUCAAGGGCAAGCCCACUCUCGGCCCUGGCCCCGGAAGCUGUGACCGUGUCAGCUCCAGCUGGAACUCUGCCAUCCACUGGUGCAACAUGCAAGGCAAAGACCCCAACUCCUUCAAGGAGAUCUCCGAUGGCGCCUACUACGUCAUUGAGAAGUGCUACCGCGGUGUUGGCACUCUUGUCAGCAGUCGUGCCUUACACAAGGACAAUUGGACCGUUGUCGCUCGCUGGGAUCGUUGCUAA
This is a messenger RNA of Colletotrichum paranaense, 549 nucleotides long. RefSeq lists its product as uncharacterized. The coding region runs from base 1 to 549 and encodes 182 amino acids. NCBI's taxonomy places the organism in Eukaryota, Fungi, Ascomycota, Sordariomycetes, Glomerellales, Glomerellaceae. The record is from RefSeq and is a predicted model, not a curated record. The transcript has 4 exons.